Microthlaspi erraticum is the source of this 750-nucleotide messenger RNA. NCBI's taxonomy places the organism in Eukaryota, Viridiplantae, Streptophyta, Magnoliopsida, Brassicales, Brassicaceae. The record is from the annotation of a GenBank genome assembly.
AUGGCUUCCGUGCCGGUGAAGCCACUACCUCCGGUUGGCCCACAUCUUCUUCGACGGAACCUCACUACGACGGCGUUUUCCAAAUCUCCGGCAAUGCUCGUCUCGCGCUCGAAUCGACAUUUUCUUGGAAUAUCCACGUAUAAUAAAUGCUUUCGUUCAUUGUGGCAAGUGAGGAAUCCGGCGUCUUUGAGCACCCGCGGUUGUAAAGUGGUGGCAUCGGCGGGAAACUUGACAGCACCGUCGUGGGAUUCGUGGAAGCCAGAUAAGACGGCGGUGGCGACGACUCUGUUGUUGAGUGACGUCAUUUGGCCUGCAGCUGGAGCGUUUGCGGCGAUGGCGAUAAUGGGAAGAAUGGAUCAAAUGUUAACUCCAAAAGGGAUUACAAUGUCAGUUGCACCACUUGGUGCCGUCUCCGCCAUUCUUUUCACCACUCCUUCUGCUCCUGCUGCUCGGAAAUACAAUAUGUUUUUAGCUCAAAUUGGUUGUGCAGCGAUUGGGGUGGUAGCGUUUUCUGCCUUUGGACCGGGAUGGCUCGCCCGGAGCGUGGCCCUUGCCGCUUCCAUCGCUUUUAUGAUCAUUGCUCGUGCCAAUCACCCUCCUGCGGCGAGCUUACCACUAAUGUUCAUAGAUGGAGCAAAGUUCCAUCACUUGAACUUCUGGUACGCAUUGUUCCCAGGUGCAGCCGCUUGUAUCAUUCUCUGCCUUCUCCAAUCGAUCGUAUGUUACUUGAAAGAUAACAUAAAAUUUUGA